Messenger RNA from Panicum virgatum (switchgrass), 1830 nucleotides. RefSeq lists its product as uncharacterized. NCBI's taxonomy places the organism in Eukaryota, Viridiplantae, Streptophyta, Magnoliopsida, Poales, Poaceae. The coding region runs from base 62 to 1525 and encodes 487 amino acids. The record is from RefSeq and is a predicted model, not a curated record. The transcript has 2 exons.
UAGGGUCCCACGAACAAAGUCUCCGCAAAUCAGGGAACAACUCGAGGAUUCGGAAUUUCGGAUGGGUAGGAGACGUAGCGGCCGCCGCCGCGCCGCCGCAGUGGAUGUGGAGCCACGAGGCAGUGGCACGCCCGACGACGACUCACCGGUUGAUCCCUCCGGCGGAUCUACGCACCAGCAAAAUUCCUCCGGCCAUGAAGCAGCACCAUCUCUCUCCCAGCAGACCGUGGAAGAGGAGACUCCGUCGCCGCCACCGCAGGACACUAGGGCUCUCAGGCGGAGGUUGCUGGCCCUGAUCCGCCGCUUCUACCUCGACGCCAUCUCGCGCCUGCCGACCGCCGACCUCAGGGCCACCCUCGGACGCGGCCUCCUCGCCGGAGGUUACUGCUUCGGCCCGCUCCACCCUGUGCACAACAUCAUCGCCAACUCCGUCUGGUACGCCGACGCCUUCCCCCUCCGCCCCGCAGACAGGAUCGAGCUGGAUGUACUCAGCUCCCAGGCCACAGACCGCGCCGCCCGCCGCUCGCUCGAUGGAUUGGUCGCCUGCCUCCUCCGCAUCUGCCCCUUGCUCUCCCCAGCCGACGCACUCUGCCAACUCAACCGCUCCCGUGCCGAUCUCCGCGUCGCCGUCGCCUCUGUUCAGCGUGCCAAACCAUCGCUUCUGCGUGCCGCCGGCCCAGAGGUUGUCAAAUCUGCCUUUCAGGAGGCCGCUGAGGCCGCACGGCAUCCCACCCCCGCAGCAUUUGCGCUCUUUGCGUCCUCACUGCUGCCCGGCGUCGAGCGUCAUGUCUCCCGUUUGCUGGUCAGCAAGGGCGGCGGACUCUCAAGCCUCGACAUUCGUCGCCUCUCCAGCGUGCUGCUGCCCUACCCCGUACCGAAUGAACCCUGCCGGUCUGUGCUGGUUCCGAGCCCAAAGGUCAGCCAAUGCAUCUCUGGCAGGAAGAGAUGCGUCACCAAAUGGUACAAGUGCUUGCUUGAAAUAGCAGAUGCUGCACUUUGCAAGUUCAACCGCCAAACUGGGCUACACUAUGAGCUUCAUACCAUGUAUGGUGAAAGCCUUUUGGAUGAUGAGGACUACAAUGAAUAUUUCCACAUCAAUUUCAUUGCGCAGCCAAAGGAGGAUCAUCAUCAUAGUUCUAGUUCUGGUGUAGGAUCAGGACAUCGUUUAUUUUUCUUUGCUGAAGCGAGUCCUCCACGCAAGGACUUUAGGGAAGAGGAUAUCUCCAUCUGUUGCCCGAUUGAAUCUUCAGCAGGGGAUAUAGACAACUGCCAUGCUUGCCUCAUGAAUCGACAGAAAAUCAAUCACCCUGCUGUGGAACCUGUAUAUCACACCCAUGUUCUUCGCUUUGGUGAGCAGUGCUGCGAGAUUGGUGCAGUUGAUCAUGAGUGGGAUUUCCGGCCAGCUCUGGGUGUCGACUUUUUAUGUUUUGAUUCUGACAGGGACUAUGGUCUCCUGGAAUACCUGCACAAUUUUUUUGCUCGCAUUGAUGCCUACUGUUCCAAUCUGGAUGCCGAUAAAAACUGAUGCAGAUAUCUUGUUUGAUAGUCGUGACCUGGCUGGGUUAAAUCUUUAUCUGGCAGAAUUACUUCACCGAUGGCCAAACUCGCUGGUGCGACAACCAAGGGUCGGGUUCUUUCUAGUGGAGGGACAUUUUGAAGCUUGUUGCAGGCGACAGUAAUUCUUUCAGAGACCUGUGUUCUUGUACUUGUAAAGGUCUUUGCCGCGAAUCUGCGUGUUUCCGUCAAACGACGAGGUUCUGGACAUCUUCCACCCUCCUCGCUUGCAAAAAUUUAUCUGACUCUACCUAUAUAAACCACUUGUUAUUAGCA